Molecule: messenger RNA, 2783 nt
Organism: Pelobates fuscus (common spadefoot toad)
Lineage: Eukaryota; Metazoa; Chordata; Amphibia; Anura; Pelobatidae
Gene: ALDH4A1
Product: aldehyde dehydrogenase 4 family member A1
Exons: 15
Coding region: 64-1737 (557 amino acids)
Molecular function (GO): L-glutamate gamma-semialdehyde dehydrogenase (NAD+) activity
Source: RefSeq, a predicted model, not a curated record
UUACUUUGUUGCAGUAAGCCCCGCCCCCAGUGAGAGCUCGGUGAUUCGGGUCAGUAAGACAUCAUGCUGCAACUCAGGAAGAUAUUCAGCCUCUGCCGGCGGCCAGGACUCCGGUGGCAUCACUGUGCGGCGGUGGAAGUGAAGAAUGAGCCAAUCUUGGAAUUUAAACAUGGCAGCACUGAGAGGGACGCGCUACAGAAGGCGCUGCAUGAACUUAAAGACAAGAUGGAAGAAAUCCCAUGCGUUGUAGGAGGAGAAGCAGUGUGGACGAAGGAUGUGAGAUUCCAGGUUUCGCCAUUCAAGCACUCGCACAAAGUAGCCAAAUAUUGUUACGCAGAUAAGGAUCUGCUUAAUAAAGCCAUUGAUUCAGCUCUAUCUGCACGCAAAGAGUGGGACCUUAGACCAGCAGAAGACCGAGCUCAAAUCUUCUUUAAAGCCGCAGAUCUGUUGAGUGGCCCUCGAAGAGCUGAGAUUUUAGCCAAAACCAUGGUCGGACAGGGGAAGACCGUUGUUCAGGCUGAAAUCGAUGCUGCUGCUGAGUUAAUUGACUUCUUCCGAUUCAAUGCCAAGUAUUCGCUGGAUCUCCAACACGAACAGCCCAUCAGCGUGCCCGUCAGCACCAACACGUUGGUUUACCGCGGCUUGGAGGGUUUUGUAGCCGCGGUUUCACCGUUUAACUUUACGGCCAUCGGAGGUAACCUGGCUGGAGCUCCAGCGCUGAUGGGAAACGUGGUUUUGUGGAAGCCCAGUGAUACCGCCAUAUUGUCGAGUUACGCUGUGUAUAAAGUUUUACUGGACGCCGGCCUGCCCCCCAAUAUCAUACAGUUUGUCCCUGCUGAUGGUCCUGUAUUUGGAAACACCGUUACCAGUUCAGAACACCUCUGUGGAAUUAACUUCACUGGCAGCGUGCCAACCUUUAAACACCUCUGGAAACAGGUGGGAGAAAAUCUAGAUCGCUACCGGACAUUCCCACGUCUAUCAGGAGAAUGCGGCGGCAAAAAUUUCCACUUUGUGCACAAAUCGGCCGACAUUGAAAGUACUGUGAAUGGCGCAAUCCGCUCAGCCUUUGAGUAUGGCGGACAGAAGUGUUCGGCCUGCUCUCGUCUCUAUGUUCCUGACUCGCUGUGGCCCGAGAUCAAAGGCAGACUGCUGGAGGAACACCGCAAGAUCAAAGUGGGAAACCCUGCAGAGGAUUUCAGCACCUUCUUUUCUGCCGUUAUCGAUGAAAAGGCAUUCAGACGGAUACAGGGCUGGAUAAAGCAUGCAGAGACAUCUCCCGAUCUCACAAUCCUCGCUGGCGGAAAGUGCGAUGAUAAAUUGGGGUACUUCGUAGAACCGACAAUUAUCGAAAGCAAAGAUCCGAAGGAGAAAAUCAUGUCCGAGGAAAUAUUCGGACCCGUUUUAGCUGUCUAUGUCUACCCGGAAAACGAGUACAGAGAGAUCCUACAUUUAAUAGACUCUACUUCCCCGUACGGCCUCACAGGGGCAGUGUUUGCACAAGAUAAAAAUGUCAUCGAUGAGGCGACUCGGCUCCUGCGGAAUGCGGCGGGCAACUUCUAUAUUAAUGAUAAAUCUACUGGGGCAAUUGUAGCUCAGCAGCCCUUCGGAGGCGCACGUGCGUCUGGUACCAAUGAUAAGGCUGGGGGCCGACACUAUAUUCUGCGAUGGACGUCAUCUCAGGUCAUUAAAGAAACUCAUGUCCAUCUCAAUGAAUGGACGUACCCCUACAUGGAGUGAGGGUAUAAAAUCCCCAGCAUCCGGAAGCAGGAGAGAGAUUAACAGCGAACCGCGCCUCUGCGUUAUCACAUGAUUUGCUAGAGGAAAACGCCUGCGGGAAAAAUUAUUUUAAAUGAGCAUGUUUUAAUGUAAAGAAAAAAAUAUUUUAACUUAAGAAAAUAUAUAUUUUUAAAAGAAAAGAGCUACACUGAAUUACUUCUGUUAAUGUAGGAAAUCUUUCAUUUGGCAGCAAGAAAGAAAGUCUGUUUUAAAUGUUUUGUGUUCCAAGAGCAAAAUGACUUUGUUAAUCCCUAUUGGGAUAAAAGAAUUGCCUUGACCCCUGCGUCAAACUAGGCUUCAAAUAAAUCCAAUCAAUUUUAUUCUCCAAUAAAAGGUCCUCACACGGGUAACGAGGGGAAUAUUAGAUUUCUCUCCCAUUAGUAUUACUGGCAUCAAAAAAAGUCACUAGAUGGUACUUGGGGUGACGCUAAAAGGUUUAUUCACUAAACAACUCAUUGGAAACAGACAGAUUUGUUUUUGCUUAGAGCGAAUCUAUUUUAACCUUAAUUUCACAUUUAGUGAAUAAUCUCUUGAAUGCAAGCUCGAUCUUCCACUUGCUGUGUAAAUCCCGAUAAUGGAAUAUAUGCCGGUAUUUUAGGGGUGAUUUUUUGGGGGGGCUGGGUUCCAUUAACCCCUUCCUUGCUGGUUUUCAGUUAUGUCUAUGGGUUAUAAUUCUUCUUUUUUAAGCAUUAAGUCUUGAUUUAUUAGGAAUUCAAUUGUAGCCAAUCUAAUUAACCGCUCUGUGUGGAUGCAGAUUCCUUAACAUAAUAUACCAUGUAAGGACCUUCUCAUCAGAAUGACCAGCGGCAGCACUGAAAUGGUUACGAUCCCUAUUUUCCUCCUGCAAUCAGUGUCUCAGAUCCUUAAAGGGACACUAUAGUCACCUGAACAACUUUAGCUUAAUGAAGCAGUUUUGGUGUAUAGAACAUGCCCCUGCAGCCUCACUGCUCAAUCCUCUGCCAUUUAGGAGUUGAAUCCCUUUGUUUAUGAACCCUAGUCACACCUCU